Molecule: messenger RNA, 2639 nt
Organism: Drosophila ananassae
Lineage: Eukaryota; Metazoa; Arthropoda; Insecta; Diptera; Drosophilidae
Product: motile sperm domain-containing protein 2
Exons: 7
Coding region: 110-1660 (516 amino acids)
Source: RefSeq, a predicted model, not a curated record
UGAUUAGGAAAUCGAGAAUACCAGUUGCUCCCCCCAAUCGGAUUCAGGGUUCAAUGUUUAGUCUCUCGAUAGUCGUGGUUGCGUUCGAGUGCGGAAACUAGACGGCGGCAUGGGCAUCAAGGUCAAGGAAGUGACACCCGGGCAGAUCGAGGAGCUGCGCGAGAGGUUCAAUAGCAAGUACGCCUCCUCACCGCCACCAGAGCCCUUCCAUCCCAUCGACAUUGAUCGCAUCCGCAAUGAUCAUGUUUGGCUGCAAAGAUUCCUGGAAAUGCACGACCUGGACAUGGAUGCCUCCUUCACCAAGCUGUGGGAGACCUGCAUCUGGCGGCAGUCCUACGGAGCCAACGAUCUGGAUGAAAGUAAACUUAACCAGGAAUACCUAAAGGAAGGAUCCAUAUUCGUGCAUAGCACUGACGGAGAUGGCAAGCCAUUGCUGGUUUUUCGCGUCAAUCUGCACAAGAAGACCAAGAACCUGGACGAGUUGAUCCGCAUCGUGGUCUAUUGGGUGGAGAGGACCCAGCGGGAGCAGCACAUGACCCAGUUGACCAUCUUCUUCGACAUGGCGGGAACUGGUCUGGCCACAAUGGAUCUGGACUUUGUAAAGCGCAUUGUGGAGACCUUCAAACAAUACUAUCCCAAUACUCUGAACUAUAUUUUGGUUUUUGAACUGGCCUGGGUUUUAAAUGCCGCCUUUAAGGUAAUCAAGGCCCUGCUACCGCCAAAAGCCGUUGAAAUCCUGAAAAUGAUAUCGAAAAAGGACAUCACCCAGUAUAUACCCAAGGACAACUGCCUGGUUAGCUGGGGUGGCGGUGACAGCUACGAGUUCAGCUUUGAACCGGAGGUAAGAAGGCUGCCAGCCAAGGCGCCGGCAACUGCCACUACGACGGAUGAUGACCAGUUUGCGGACAGAAAGGUCACCUUUGCCAAUACCGCUCCCAUGGUCCUCAAGGAGUCCAACAUCGGUGAAAUGCACACUCCAUCGGAGGGUAUGUUGCGCCUGGAUCCCAAGGACUUUGUCAACUUUAAUUCCAAAAAUGCCGAGGCCACGUUGAACCUCAAGUCCAUUACCAGUUCAGCCAUCACGUACAAAAUUCAAACUACUUCGCCGGAGAAGUUUAGGGUGCGGCCUCGAUGCGGAAUUAUUCAGCCAAACCAGUCCGCGGCCAUCAAUAUCUGGCUGAAGUCGGAGCACCAGCUGAGCGGCGAGAACAAGGAUAAGUUUCUGGUUAUGGCCAUGAUGGCUCCUGGACCAGAGUGCGGUAGCACCGAUGUAUCAGAUCUGUGGCGUAACAAAGCCUCCAAUGCUGCGGAUUUGGAGCAGCACCGUCUUGUUUGCCGCUUCGAUGAUAAGAGCGGAUCGGGAGGCGGUGGUGGCAGUAGCGUGCACGGAACGAAGUCUGAUUGCGCCAGCAAAGCCAGCAAAACUAGUGUAGAUUGCAAGAAAUCCGGCUUGAAAUCCCGAGAUCCAGCUGAGGCAAUGGCACGACAGCUGGCAUUUACCCAGAACCUACAGUAUGUGACGCUGGCCCUACUCCUACUGCUCUUUGCCGGAUUUGGAUUUCUGAUGUACCAACAGCUUGGACAUCACGGCUCCACUUGUGGCCAUCAUAGCUCCCAUGGCCACAAAUCGACGGCGUAUACUUGUCCCAAGCGAAAAUAAUAUUUACUUUCUCCGUGUAAUAUGACCAGGCCGGAGUCGAACGAUGUGGAUCUCGACAACAACAACGAGGAUUAUAAGCAGCAACAGAACAGCAACAGCAACCAUGUCUGCCGUGAGCUGGAGAAUUGCGCCUGCGCUCUUGACUUGAUGAAUCUGGGGCUAGAGUGCGACCUGGUGGAUGGUGAUGGCGAAUGUCUGGAGGCACUCAUCCAGGCGCAGCUGCAGCUGUGUCGCAGCUGCCUAGGCGGCGGUGAUCGACAGCUGGGCGGCGUUGCUGCCGGCGGCCAUCUGCUCGGCUUGAUCGCCUUCGCUAGGAAGCUAAUGCGUCUCGCCCUCUCGUUGUCUUUGUUGUUCGGCAUCUUGUUUGUAAGCUUCUACCUGGGCAGCAACUAUGGCGGUAAUACCACCGUCACCACCACCACCACGUCGCUAGCCACUGUCGACUCGGGUGCCAGAGGCAGUAGUAGCCAGCAACCGUGUUUCUAUACCUAAUAAUGCCAAAUCCCAGACCUGGUGGGUCGAUUUGCGAGAAUGCAAUUGUAGUACAAUUCGUCCACAACGAAAAUAUUUUAAGCCAGGUGUUUUAGUUAACUUAUCAAAAUGGUAUGCAGUACUUCUGACCUGGAUUUUACCUUUAGAUCAAAAAGGCGCUCGCCGUUCGUCGCCGUUUCCUCUCGGGAAUUAUACUCGGAUUAGUAUCAACCAAAUCGACCCACCCUAAAAAUAUAUAUACGUAUUUAUAUAUAUACGUCUUCAGAUGAAUAGAAAAUUAAAGAUUUCGUGUUUCAUGGUUCGCUCUGCUUCAGUUCAGCCCAGCCCUGCCCAUCCCAGACCCCCACUUUCGUAGCUCGUUGUCGUCGGUUAUCUCCCAAAAUUCCUCCCCGCCUGAGCCAAGAAUUUAAUCGUAAACUGUGUGUGAGUAGGAUAUGUCUUUUGUAUAAACAAUUGUCGGAUUAAAGUUGAUUAGUUUGUAAAUAUA